ACAGCCCGCGACCCCGAAAUGGCGGGUUGCGGAAUGUUCUCGGGCCGCUAGUGGGAUUGGGCUGGGGACUGAGCUGCCAAGGCCCCGCGCUCCCGGACCCCGGCGUCUUGGGGCGCCGCUCGCGGGGCCUCGCGCUUUCCCGACAUCGACCCCGGGAGCGCGGGAACCCGGACCUUCCUUCCUCCCCGCGGGGGCGAGAGGCGUGGCGACUUCAUAGCCGAGCCCAGAAAGAGGGAAGUGGCGUCCACGGAAGCCGGAGCUGGGUGGAGUGACCUUGGGGAGAAGAUCCACUCAUUGGUUUUGUACCAAGCCUGACAAGGCCUCAGUUGUCAAAGGUGGCACCAGGAGGAUGUCACACAUAGGAGUAAAACUAUUCCUAGAGCAAAUGAUGAUGAGACAUCUGAAGGUGAAUGCAUGCUUGUACCCACACGUGGAGGCUUUGUGGGAGACUAAGGGGUCUGUGAAAGAGAGCUCCAGUCAGAGUAAGAAAUCCAGCCCACAGAUGGACAGUCUUGGUCCUGAGAGCGCUCGCCAGCACUUCCGGAGCUUCUAUUAUCAUGAAGCACCUGGACCGCUUGAGGCUGUCAGCCAACUGCAGGAAUUAUGCCAUCAGUGGCUGAGGCCAGAGAUCCACUCAAAAGAGCAGAUCUUGGAAUUGCUGGUGCUAGAGCAGUUCCUGACCAUUCUGCCCAGGGAUAUCCAGAACUGGGUGCAGAAGUAUCAUCCACAGAGCAUCAGAGAGGCUGUGGCCCUGGUAGACCGUUUUCAGAAAGAACAUGGUGGAAUAAGUAAUGAGGUCACAGCCCAUGAGCUGGGAAAGGAGGCAUUGCUCUUGGGAGAAACAGCAGUGGCCCCAGGCUUUAAGUGGAAGCCAGCAGAGCCCCAACCAAUGGGUGUGUUCCAGAAAGAAUGUUGGAAUACAUACCGGGUACUGCAAGAACAGCUGGGCUGGAAUACUCAGAAAGAAACCCAGCCUUUAUAUGGAAGAGCUGUGCCUGCUCAACAGAUUCUAGCCUUUUCUGAGCAGGAAAGCACCCCAAGCUGGAAGAUGGCAUCUGAGCUCAUCCUGCCUGAGUCCCAGAGUCUGUUGACAUUUGAAGAUGUGGCCUUGUUUUUUACCGAGGAAGAAUGGCAAUUACUGGACCCUGCUCAGAAGAUCCUCUACCAUAAUGUAAUGCAGGAAAACUAUGAGACUGUCAUCUCUCUAGGGUUAAAGCUCAAAAAUGACACUGGAAAUGACCAACCUAUGUCUCUUUCUACAUUAGAAAUACAAGCAUCAGGAUGCAAAGUAUUAAGAAAGGCCAGAAUGAAAGUUGCCCAGAAAACAACGGGCAGAGAAAAUCAUGGUGGUACACACAGGGUACGGAAACGGCAUCGAGCUUUUCCAGGGAAGAAAAGAAAGAAACUUACAACUUGCAGACAAGAGCUUCCAAAACGUAUGGAUCUUCAUGGGAAAGGCCAUGCAGGAGAGAAACCUUUUAAAUGUCAGGAAUGUGGGAAAAGCUUCAGGGUUAGCUCUGACCUAAUUAAGCACCAGAGAAUUCACACUGAAGAGAAACCCUAUAAAUGUCAACAAUGUGAUAAGAGGUUUAGGUGGAGUUCAGAUCUUAAUAAGCACUUACUGGCACACCAAGGAAUAAAACCAUAUAGAUGCUCAUGGUGUGGGAAAAGCUUCAGUCAUAACACAAAUCUACACACCCACCUAAGAAUUCACACAGGAGAAAAACCCUUUAAAUGUUAUGAAUGUGGGAAAAGAUUCAUUCAGAACUCCCACCUUAUUAAACACCAGAGAACCCACACAGGUGAGCAGCCUUAUACUUGUAGCAUAUGCAGGAGAAAUUUUAGCAGGCGGUCAAGCCUUCUUAGACACCAGAAACUCCACAGGAGAAGGGAAUCGUGUCCAGUGUCUCCAGUCUGAAGAAAGCCAGCAGCUAGAGCUUGACCCUAGAGGUGAUAAAAGAAUACAAAAUGAUGAGGCACCCAGUGAUAGGAAUCUAUCAUCAACAAAAUUUGGGAGGGGCACAUGUUAUGUUUCAUAAAAAGGAAUCUAAACUCUCUUUUAUUCAGCAUUGUAUCCUCAGUGCCUCCUAGCACAAGACUGAUCCAUAAUGACUUCUUUAUAAAUAAAAGAGUGAAAUAGUUCUCAUAUAUCUAAAGUUACCUAUCUAUUUCUAACUAUCUGUAUCUGUCUGGUUACUCAGCUUCCCCACCCCCCGUGAUCUAAAUUCUUCAGGUAUCAGGUGCUCAGCAAAUAUGUGAUGGCCAUGAGUCCUACUCCCAUUCUUUCUCAGGAGAGACGGAAAAUAAGAGUAUUCAGGUCCUCUGAAGGGAGCUCAGAGAGAAUUACUAAGUUUGAGGCAGUUUCUGUGGCUACCAUUCUGGCUACACGAACAACCAAACCAGGGUUCAGGGAACUUCAUUCUGGAAUAGGAAGAGAGGGUUCAGUGUUUGCCCUGGGAGAAGUACCCCCAUUCUAGUUGCCUCUCUCCUGAGCAGCCACUACUGCUGCAGUGUUUUCUGUCAAAGGAAUUCCAAGCAGCACACAGAGGCCUGAAUGCCAGCACAGACCUAGGGACCCUGGAAGCACUUGAUAUCUUUCUUCCUGCUGGUCCUCUCAACACUGAGGUAUUCAGAAUGAAAUGAUGAAGGAGGUAAUCGGGGCCCUCAUCCAGGUAUCUGUAGAAGGCAGAGGGCAGUGGUGAAUGGCCUUUUUUUGACUUUCACUAUGUGGACUGGAAGGCUUUCAAGUUGAUGCCACCCUGCUCCAGGACCUAUCAGGAGGCCCAUUUUUAUGGCUGUUCAGCCACAGCCCCAUAUACAUGGAUGCUUUGCAGGAAGGUCUGGAGAUUUUGCAAACUGAUUUACUAGAGUGGUAAGGAGAGCCACGUGGCCUCAUGGCCUCGUAGCCUCGGUGAACAUUGGAUGUGAGGAGGGAGUGUCCAGUCAGAGCAGGGUGAGGCCUGUGACUUAGAGUGAUGGCUCAGUGAGAGCCAGGUCAGACAGAAACUGGUUUGUUCAUGGUGGUUCCUUUUCCUUCCCCAUUGGCCUGAGGUUGCGCAGUUGGCCCUCUAUAUCCACAGGUUCCACGUGCACAGAUUCAACCAACCGCGGAUCAAAAAAAUUCCAGAGCUUAGGAAAGCCGCGACACGUGGCUUGCGCGAUCUUAAUUCCCCGACCAGGGAUCGAACCUGCGUCCCCCUGCAGUGGAAGCACGGAGUCCUAACAACUGGACCGCCAGGGAAUUCCCUGUUUAGCAUUUAGAAAGAAGAGAUGGAUUCAAAAGUUGAAGGAAGUACCGCGUGGAUGGAGCCCGCAGUUACUGCCCCUUCAUGAGAUUCAGCAAAGUUCCUGAAAACGGGUCAGCAAAAGGGCACUCUGUUUUCCCAAAGCUGCCAUCCUCAGUUACAACACCUUUUAGCUUCAGAGCUCAUCUUCCAGGUCCUCGUCUAUGCUGACCUUCCCAGGAGAGGUCAGAAGCAUGGAACAUGGGUCCUGUUUUAGAGAUUUUUUUUUAAGGCAAGUGGCAGGAAGACCUUUAGAUGUGAAUGGGCAGAAACAGGAAAAGAAUCGAGGAUUCCUGGUUCCAAGUUCAGAUACUCCAGCACCCUUUGAACACAGGGGCUCCAGGAAGAAUGGACAUUCUUGUCCCAGCUGUUGUGGCACAGGAUGUAGAAGUUGGGGCUCCUAGCUGACUCAUUAGUACCUCUUCUUCCCUAUCAACCCUCUGCCACAGCCUCGCAGGGGCUCCUUGCUCAUGCAUCCUGACCACUCACAUCAGCCCUCAUCAUCUCAGACAAAGAAGAGACGUGGGCACUAAGGAAGGAAAUGGCAGGAGGGAAUGGAGGGGAGAUGUCAUUCUGCUUCAUACUCACCUGCCACCUCCCCAGCGUGUGGCUGAAAGACGAGAACUCUGAUGCUUUUCUGAGGACACAACAGGAAGACAUCACACAAAAGCCCGGGGGCUGGAGACACAGGCCGGAUAUUCACUCGGGACAGAACGGAGAGGCAGAACACUCCAACUUCAGAUCCCACAGGCGGAGAUGGCACUGAGGAGACGAAAGCUGACCUGAGCCAGGCUCUGGUAUGGCCGUGUGCGACUUGGGGUGACAAGAAGGAACUGACUCCGACCCAAGGACUGCAGACACCUCAGAGGAACUCGAGUUUGGUAGCAGAAGAUGUCAUGGCUGGGAGCAUCCUCUCUUCAGGUCCACUGGGUAAUGUCAGCGAUUGUGGUCUCAAGAUCCAAUUACCCCGUGAAAGCUGCAAGGCAAUUCAGUCCCAGAUGACUCUGAAGAAAGACAAAUGGGAUGAUAAGACACAUUGUUUUUCGAGUUUCUUUCUUCAACUACCAUUUCUUGGAGAUCUUUCCAGGAUAGGAAAACUAAUUAUUGUCAUCCUAUCAAUUCUUCCCAAAAUACAUCUAUGAAUUCAGUGCAAACAUAGUCAUGAACCUCAACAGGAUCUUGCCAUGAAAUGAGCCGACUGAAGAGACUCUAUGUGGAAACAGCCAUGAUGGCCACCUCAGUCGGUCGUGCUCUCUUCCUGAAGCCAUCUGUGGCGUCAACCAGUCAUGGAUAAAGGAGCCUCUGAAGUCAGUUCCAGGACGCCCUACCCAUCGUCAGAAGGAUGGCAGAUGAAUACCUAAAACCCUCCCUGGCCUCCAAAAACAUAAUGAGUUUUUUACUCGGUAAGCAACUGGGGAGGCACAGAAAUGAUGUGAAUUUGUCCAAAUGGCUGUGGAUGCUGACACGAGCUGCACCAGGAUGGAGCUGGCCAUUGCCAAAAAGUUGUAUAACCUACCUGCUUAUGCCUAUCUGUAA
Messenger RNA from Aethalodelphis obliquidens (Pacific white-sided dolphin), 4820 nucleotides. RefSeq names its product zinc finger protein 75D (gene ZNF75D). Gene Ontology annotation, cellular component: nucleus. Gene Ontology annotation, biological process: regulation of transcription by RNA polymerase II. Lineage: Eukaryota; Metazoa; Chordata; Mammalia; Artiodactyla; Delphinidae. Gene Ontology annotation, molecular function: DNA-binding transcription factor activity, RNA polymerase II-specific; RNA polymerase II cis-regulatory region sequence-specific DNA binding. The coding region runs from base 350 to 1918 and encodes 522 amino acids. The transcript is spliced from 12 exons. The record is from RefSeq and is a predicted model, not a curated record.